AGUGCAGCCCACAGCCUGAUCGAGCUCAAAUCUUCCUGCUUCAAUUCCCUUAAAAUUACCCCCUCCCCCUCCCCCUCUGUCCCUCCUCCCCAAUUGCCCACAAUGCAAGCCACCAAAGCCAUCGUCGCCGCUGAACCCACCUCCCCCGGCACCGCCAACUGGUCCCUGCAGGACGUCCAAUGUCCCAUCUCCUGCGGCCCCGGCGAAGUCCUCGUGGAGAUCGUCGCCACAGGGCUCUGCCACACCGACGUCUUCGUGUCGGGCGUGCCUGAGGGGGCGUUCGGGAUUCGGUAUCCGAAGAUCCUCGGCCACGAGGGAGCCGGCUUCAUCCGCGCCCUCGGCCCCAACCCCAACACCUCCCUGCGCCUCAACGACCCCGUCCUCCUCACUUUCCCCUCGUGCGCCGCCUGCGCGCAGUGCCGACAGGAUCACCCCGCGCACUGCACCAGCCUCACCCACGCCGACAAGUACACCGGGAAGAAGAACUUCGCUGCCGGCGCCGGAGCCGGAGCCGGAGACAGAAAUGGCGCAGAGGACCCGUCCAUCUGGGGCUCGUUUCUCGGCCAGUCGAGCUUCGCGAGGCAUACGGUUGUGACGGAGUCUGCGUGCUUUAGUCUCAGGGGUCUCUUGAGGCGCGAUUCGGAUCUGGCGUUGUUUGCGCCGCUCGGGUGCAGCUAUCUCACGGGGUCGGGGGCCGUGAGGCGCAUUGCGAAGGUUGGCACCGAUGAUGUGGUUCUGGUCAUGGGGUUGGGGGGCGUGGGCAUGGCGGCGCUUUUGACAACCAUCCAAUCCUCCCCCUCCACAAUCAUCGCCGUGGACCAACACCCCGCGCGCCUCCGCCUCGCACAAGCCCUCGGCGCCACGCAUACCCUGAACACGCGCGCGAAGGGCUUCAACCUGCGCGACGCUGUCGCGGCCAUUGCGCCGGCCGGCCCCUCCGUCGUGAUCGACACCACGGGCGUGCCGGAGCUCAUGGAGCCCGCGAUGGAGGUGGCGGCGCCCAGGGCUAGGAUUGUGCUUGUGGGGAUUCCGCCCCCGGGGUAUGUUGUCGGGAUGCAGGGGUUGGGGUUUGUUGAGAGCGGGAAGUCGAUCAUGGGUUGUUUAGUGGGAGAUUCGGUUCCGGGGGUGGACAUCCCUCAAAUCAUCCAAUCAUACUACGAAGGACGAUUUCCCGUAGAUCGUCUCGUGACAAAAGUCCCUGCCGAGGAUUACGAAAAGGCGUUGCGCGGAGUCGAGGCAGGGGAGAUUAUCAAGGCGGUGUUGGUUUGGGAGUAG
This is a messenger RNA of Aspergillus steynii IBT 23096, 1275 nucleotides long. Its product is annotated as NAD(P)-binding protein. Bases 103 to 1275 code for a protein of 390 amino acids. The transcript has 6 exons. NCBI's taxonomy places the organism in Eukaryota, Fungi, Ascomycota, Eurotiomycetes, Eurotiales, Aspergillaceae. The record is from RefSeq and is a predicted model, not a curated record.